Molecule: messenger RNA, 273 nt
Organism: Ilex paraguariensis (yerba mate)
Lineage: Eukaryota; Viridiplantae; Streptophyta; Magnoliopsida; Aquifoliales; Aquifoliaceae
Source: the annotation of a GenBank genome assembly
AUGGGGACUACUACAAGUUUUGUGUCAACUUUGGCAAGUGAUGGUGGUAGAGGGAUAGGGACAAGGACUAUAGCAACGACAAAUGUAACUUUGGGUUCGACUAGUGGAGGGUUAAGGAAUCCAGCAGGUUCAAAUGCAACUAUUGUUUCUAGUAAUGGAGUUUUAAGGAAUCCAGCAGGUUUAAAUGUAGUUACUAUUUCUACUGGUGGAGGUUUAAGGAAUCCAACAGGUUUAAAUGUAGCUACUGCUUUUACUAGUGGAGAGUUAAUGAAU